AUGCCCCCUCUUCGGAGGCAAACACAGCGGUGUGCUUCAAUGGACGCUCCGCUGGACCGCGGGAUUGAGGACUGCGGGACCUGCUUGGUCCCGGAGCCCGAGCCCGGUUCGACACGAGCCCAACGGGGCCGGAACUCGCUUAGCUCGAUCUCCGUAGUCUCCCUAGUUCAGCCGAAGGGGACGGCUGCCCUCCCCCGCCUAGGGCGCCCGGACCACACCUGGGUUCUUGCAGAGGGCCCGGUGUACCGGACUCGGCGAGGCGCGCCUUUGCAGCUCGUCAGUGGAGACACGGAGUGUUUUUUUACUCGUGGCCGUCCUCGCGGGCGCAUCAGUCGGGCCGAGCGCGGAGCAGCACGAGGCGGCGGCGGGGUGCGAGCCGAGGAGUGCCUCUGUGGGCGCGCGCCGGAGACCCGGCGCAGGAAGUUUGGCCUCGGGCCCCAGCACCGGCGAGAAGGAAGACCUCUGUCCUGGGCUUGCCCGCGACGGCGCGGGGACGCAGCUCGGCCUGGGUGUGGGCCCCGAGACUGGCAGAAAUCUGGGGAGGGGACGAGAGCGAGUGUGUGCCCGCGCGGCAGUGAGGAAGGUUUUCUACAGGGUGCUUCCCCAAAGGCGUCGCCGGGGGGCUCCCCGAAGGGGUCCCCUGCACCCGCGCUGGCCCGGCCAGGGACCCCACUGCCCUCCGCACAGGCCCCGAGGGUAGAUCUGCAAGGCGCCGAGCUCUGGAAGCGCUUUCACGAGAUCGGCACGGAGAUGAUCAUCACCAAGGCGGGAAGGCGCAUGUUUCCAGCCAUGAGAGUGAAGAUGUCAGGGUUAGACCCUCACCAGCAAUACUACAUAGCUAUGGAUAUUGUGCCAGUGGACAACAAGAGAUAUAGGUACGUUUACCACAGCUCUAAGUGGAUGGUGGCAGGCAAUGCCGACUCCCCGGUGCCACCUCGGGUGUAUAUUCAUCCAGACUCGCCGGCCUCAGGGGAGACUUGGAUGAGACAAGUGAUAAGCUUUGACAAGUUGAAGCUCACAAACAAUGAACUGGAUGACCAAGGCCACAUUAUCCUUCACUCUAUGCACAAAUACCAGCCUCGAGUGCACGUCAUACGUAAAGAUUGUGGAGAUGAUCUGUCGCCCGUCAAGCCUGUUCCAUGUGGGGAGGGAGUGAAGGCGUUCUCCUUUCCAGAGACGGUCUUUACAACUGUCACUGCCUAUCAGAAUCAGCAGAUUACUCGCCUAAAGAUAGAUCGAAAUCCAUUUGCCAAAGGCUUUCGAGACUCUGGGCGUAACAGAAUGGGCUUGGAAGCCUUGGUGGAGUCAUAUGCGUUCUGGCGCCCUUCAUUACGCACUCUUACCUUCGAAGAUAUCCCUGGGAUCCCCAAACAAGGAAAUACAAGUUCCUCAACCUUACUGCAAAGUCCUGGGAAUGGCGUGCCUACCACCCACCCUCAUCUCUUGCCUGGCUCCCCUUGCUCCUCUCCCGCCUUCCACCUGGGGCCCAAUACCAGCCAGCUGUGCAGCCUGGCCCCGGCUGACUACUCGGCCUGUGCCCGCUCAGGCCUGACCCUCAACCGGUACAGCACAUCCUUGGCUGAAACCUACAACAGGCUCACCAGCCAGACCAGCGAGACCUUUGCCCCACCCAGGACUCCCUCCUAUGUGGGUGUAAGCAGCAGUGCCUCUGUGAACAUGUCCAUGGGUGGCAGUGAUGGUGACACCUUCAGCUGCCCGCAGACCAGCUUGUCCAUGCAAAUUUCAGGGAUGUCCCCCCAGCUCCAAUAUAUCAUGCCUUCACCAUCCAGCAAUGCCUUUGCCACUAACCAGACCCACCAGGGCUCCUAUAACACAUUCAGGUUACACAGCCCCUGUGCCUUGUAUGGAUAUAAUUUCUCCACAUCCCCCAAACUGGCUGCCAGUCCUGAGAAAAUUGUUUCUUCUCAAGGGAGUUUCUUGGGGUCCUCACCGAGUGGAACCCUGACGGAUCGGCAGAUGUUGCCCCCCGUGGAAGGCGUGCACUUGCUGAGCAGCGGGGCUCAGCAGAAUUUCUUUGACUCGAGGACCCUCGGAAGCUUAACUCUGUCGUCAUCUCAAGUGUCUGCACAUAUGGUGUAAUGAAGUCUAUGUUCAGCUACAUUUGAAUUUGUCUAACGGACGUUCUUCUUUUUCUUAUUUUGCAAUAUGGAGGAAAUGAUCUGUAGCUGGUAACGUGUACACGUAGCAAUAGGAAAUGCAGGCUCAUUGAAUCGUUUGACUUUCAUGGUGAGGUUGUAAUUUUCUAUUGGUAUAUAUAGUUGUACAUACAUGGUACAUGGAAUUUUACAGCGUCCAAAAUGACACCCUCCCUCUCUGUCCCCUAGUUCAUCCAGUUGCACAGAAGGUUGGGUGGGGUGGAGUGGGGGUGUUGUAUGUUUAGCCAGUGUUCUCAGACACCUUUUAAAACCAAAUGAUGAACUUAAAACCUUGCCUCUGAUACUAACCAGACUAGGGCUUGUAACUUAAUUUAUAAGAACAAUGCUUUAAAAGGUUUCAUACUUCAGUGUUGAUAACCCGCAGUAACCAGCAGAGUGUCUCGUGAUUUCUGUUAUUCUUGGACACAGUAAGUGUGAGAGCCUUAAAUGCAAAAGCCAGUUGAUGUUCUUGGUGUUAGAUCUGAGGAAUUUACAAUCAUGGUUUCAUUUUUGUGUUCCUGCUUCUUCUUAUGUACCACAGUUAUACUAUGACUUUGGGUGGGUAAGAAUUCAUAACUCAUAAUAAUUGUUGUUAUUUUCUUAGGAAAGGUGAAAGAGAAACUUGUGAUUAUUCCUCUGACUUCUCAUUGGGCAUAUAAAAGGCACUUACUCAUCUGCAGAGGAUAAUUCCCAGUAUUUUGAUGUGUCUUCUCAUUAUUAUUUAGUUUAUCAAAUAGACCAUUAAAGAAUGUCUUCUAUAAAUAUUAUUGAAUUCCAAUUUUCAAAAAUGACUGGAAUGGUAAAGUGAAAAUAAAUCCACCUCAAAUUCUUUUAUUCCAAUGAGAAAUUUCUAUCUUAUAAAUCAACAAGAACCAUAUCGACAUCUAUACCAUCCAUUCUUCCAUUUAGGAGCUUUUGUCCAUGUUGUUUUGAGGUUCCUGAUUCAUGGUCUCUAAGUAAGGAAAAAGACAUUUAUGCUUCUAUUUAUGUCCCAUAACUCCUACAAUGUGAGAUGUCCCCUCUCCUUAACUCUACCCCUCUGUCUGAGUCUUCUCACAUCAGAUACACCCUAGUCCUUUAUGGUGUUAAAUCACACUGUAAGGCAUUUUAGAGGGUUAUCUUCAGCAAUCUGUCUUUUGGGGGUUGUAGUACAAAGGCCAAUGGCCAUUAACAUAAAGGUGUUUUUAGAGGAGUAAGAGGAAAGAUACUAAUUAUGAUAAAGGAACUAUAACAUUUUAGAACUCAGCAGCAUUUUUAGCUUCAAAAUCAGAGAGAGAAAACUAGCAUUCACUUUUUAAAAAGCCUUUGAAUCAUGUAUAAAUGGUUUGAGCACAUUAUGGGAUGAAUAGAAAAAGCUAAGAAUAAGUAAUGAGGAGCCUCAUCUUACUUCUGUAGAAAAGUAAAAUAGUGUGGCUGCCCAUCAACUCAUGAGAGUUCAUGUAUUUACCAAGGCAAGAGGACCUGAUUCCCAUUCAUUACUAAGCUGAAAUGCUUUAACUCAUCCUUAGUAGGGAUGGCUAAAGGGCUUAGCUUCUGAUUUGACUUUUUUACCUUAAAACUGUGUAACUGUUAGGUAUUUAUGGAGGCUCUACUGUUUGAACAGAAUUUGCAUAGCAUGUGAUUCACAUUCAUAGAUAUUGAAAAAUUUCCUCUUGGGUUCUUCAGCAGUCCAUCAAAUUAGUAUUGAUUUUCCAUUACAAUUAGCAGCAGGGGAAGUGAGUCAUUUGGAACCGGCCGGUCUAUGUGAGGUGCUUGUGUACAGUGUUAAUCACUUGACAAAUUCCGAAUAAGGCUUUGAGAAUGAGAAGAGUCCUCAUGAGUUCAUCUCAACCUUCACGUUUGAUAUCUUUCAAAGAACAAGAGAGUUUUCCAUAUGGAGAGAACAUGGAAAGUAAUGAUUUAUAUCCAUUUAUACUAAUAAGCAAAACAUUUUUCAUUUUUGCAGUUGAUAAUUUGAGAUGAUACCACCUUAUAAUUUUUUUUAAUAUUUUGGGUAAAAUCUAGCAAUAUUGUACAAAUGUUAUUUCCUUAGGGAUUUACUGUAAAUAAAAAUCACCAUGUCAUUUCAAAGACUAGGCUUUUAUUGCAUUAAAUGACAUAUAUGCAUUGAUUAUUGUAAUUAUAUAUCUGUAUUUUAUUAAAAAGUACUUAAGAAGUUA
Molecule: messenger RNA, 4315 nt
Organism: Echinops telfairi (small Madagascar hedgehog)
Lineage: Eukaryota; Metazoa; Chordata; Mammalia; Afrosoricida; Tenrecidae
Gene: TBX18
Product: T-box transcription factor 18
Exons: 9
Coding region: 1-2100 (699 amino acids)
Biological process (GO): morphogenesis of embryonic epithelium; regulation of transcription by RNA polymerase II; somitogenesis
Cellular component (GO): nucleus
Molecular function (GO): RNA polymerase II cis-regulatory region sequence-specific DNA binding; DNA-binding transcription factor activity, RNA polymerase II-specific
Source: RefSeq, a predicted model, not a curated record